AUGCUCAGUCCUGCUGUGGUGGAGUUAUGGACACUGUAUUCCGUUGGAGUGGCUAUAACGCUGCUUAGAACAUAUGCACGAUACAGAGCCGUGGGAUGGAAGCAAUUCGCGGCCGACGACUACUUGACAGCUCUUGCAUAUAGCGUGAGCAGUGUGGCCCAUGGCCUGGCGAACAGUGGAAUGACAGACGCCCAGCGCGCGUCGCUGUCUGUUGACGAUUCGGAAUAUUAUCAAAGAGUGGUUGGCUCGAAAAUCCAGGUUGCAGGCUGGGCUACUUAUGUGGCGUUGAUUGCGUCCCUGAAGCUGUCAAUGAUGGCCUUCUACGUCCGGCUCACGAAUGGCCUUGGUCCCCGCUAUCGCAUCCCAGUUUGGGCUGGGUUUGCGCUUGUCAUUGGAAGCUUCCUGGCUAGUAUCAUCGUCAUUCUUGCAGCCUGUCGGCCAUUCCACAAGUACUGGCAGAUCUACCCCGACCCUGGAAACACCUGUCAGCCCGCUAUCUCCAAGGCCACCAUCUGGGUCACCUUCAUCGCCAACAUCAUCACCGAUCCAUACCUCAUCUUCAUCCCAAUCCCCAUGUUGUGGAAGUCUAGCCUGAGGCUUAUCAAGAAAAUCGCAACAACCGUCGUGCUGGGCGCCGGUGUGUUUGUUCUCGUCUGCGCCACUCUCAAGAGCGUCUUCCUUAUCACGGACCCGCUGAACGGCGCCGAAAUUGCCAAUUCAUGGGGCACACGCGAGACCUUCGUCGCGGUCGUCACCACCAACCUCCCGAUGAUCUUCCACCUCUUCCGAUCCUGGCUCAACGUGCUCUUCGGAAGCGCCUUCCAAUCGACGGAGAAGACCUCAUACAAGUCACCGUGUAUCGGGGGUAGCGAGUUCACCGGCCGAAAUUAUCGAAGUCGGCGCGGACCCCCGAGCGUGAACCCCAUCACCAACAUGACAUUCAGCGAGAGCAAGGAACGGAUAGUCGAGGAUGUUAAGAUGCAGAACAUGCACAUAUAUUCGGAGCCUGUGGCCGACAGCACCCUGUUUAAAGGCAUCGUGGUCUCCAACCAGAUUGAGGUCACCCAUGAAACUAGAAGUAGCCAUAUCGGUCGGUAUCCAAAGAGUUAA
Molecule: messenger RNA, 1110 nt
Organism: Aspergillus pseudonomiae
Lineage: Eukaryota; Fungi; Ascomycota; Eurotiomycetes; Eurotiales; Aspergillaceae
Exons: 6
Coding region: 1-1110 (369 amino acids)
Source: RefSeq, a predicted model, not a curated record